AUGUACGAAAUCAAGUGCGUGACCGACGACAUGCUUCAAGAUGCAGCCAAACUCUUUUCUGAGAACUACGGCAUAUGGGACCCUUUUGCUGAACAAAACAUGGGAGCCUUCGCGAAACAAGGCCGACGCGUUCGCAUGAGCCCUCAAAGACUCAAGGACCAGUGCAUCCCAACAUCCGCACGUACCACUUACGUUCAAGCCAGAGUCAACGACGAGCUCGCCGGCAAUGUCUUUGCCACUCGCUGGACCUACGAAGGCUGCAACGUGUGCUGGAUCACACAGCUCUGCGUUAGUGCCAAGUAUAGACACCAAGGACUGGCAACAAAUCUUCUGGUCAAGCUUCGCGAAAACGAAAACGAUCAUGCUUUCGGUAUCUUGAGCUCUCAUCCUUUCGCAAUCAUGGCUACCCUUCGUGCCUUUGGACACGGUCUUGAGAGAGUGGACUUGGCUAUAGCAAGGACUCUCGCCAGCAACAUCAUGAACACUUCUCCCGUCGGGUAUGUCCGAGCCGCCAAACUCCAUGGCUCGCUGUUUGACGACAAAGCAUCUGAUGGUACCGUGUCAUGCGCUGAUACCGACUUUUUUGUCGACCAUGCGGAGCCUGAUACCGCAUUGGAUGCAAUCCUUGCUAAGGGUAUCGAAUGGCCUUUCGGAAGACUGCCAGAGGGGCAUGAGUUCUUGGCCUUAGUAAAACGUUCAUAA
Aureobasidium namibiae CBS 147.97 is the source of this 702-nucleotide messenger RNA. RefSeq lists its product as uncharacterized. The record is from RefSeq and is a predicted model, not a curated record. The transcript has 2 exons. NCBI's taxonomy places the organism in Eukaryota, Fungi, Ascomycota, Dothideomycetes, Dothideales, Saccotheciaceae. The coding region runs from base 1 to 702 and encodes 233 amino acids. Gene Ontology annotation, molecular function: acyltransferase activity, transferring groups other than amino-acyl groups.